Molecule: messenger RNA, 1024 nt
Organism: Solanum verrucosum
Lineage: Eukaryota; Viridiplantae; Streptophyta; Magnoliopsida; Solanales; Solanaceae
Exons: 3
Coding region: 51-971 (306 amino acids)
Source: RefSeq, a predicted model, not a curated record
UAUAUAUUUAGCUCCAUUUAGAGAAUUAGGAUAUUAUUAUGGUUUGAGUUAUGGCUAGAAGAACAAUGAGUCAUCGGAUUUUAAUGUGCGAUAAGUCGGAAAUAGUGACAUUUUCCGGCGACCCCGCAUCGAUAAAUAUUUCCGAUACUAUUUUUGGUUUUCUCAAUAACGAAUCAUUGAAAAGUAUCCGUCUCGAUUUUUGUGACGAAAAUGAGAAUGAUGAUGAUGAUGAUGAAGGCGAAGAAAAAGAUGAGUCGGAAAAUGUUGAAGAUAAUCAAUUUUGGGAAACUCAACAUCAGCUUUUACAAGGUGUACUAUAUCGGACUACUUCCUUAGAAUCACAAAUCCGAAGCAUUACAAAGGAGGCAAUAAAAGAAGGAAAUGGAAUUAUAUGUAGUUGCCGGAGAACGCCGGAUGACGGUUGCAAGACCUGCCUCAUGAAGGAGGUUUGCAGCCAUCUGCAAAUUGCAGGGUUCAACUCUGCAAUUUGCAAGUCGAAAUGGAAGAACUCUCCAGAUAUUCCAUCAGGUGAACAUACAUUUAUAGAUGUGAUUGACUCAUCAAAUCCUAAAAAGGGAGAAGUAAGAGUUAUCAUAGAGCUAAAUUUUCGUGCCGAAUUCGAAAUGGCACGAGGAUGUGAAGAAUACAACCGAUUAGUAAAAAAAUUACCAGAAGUAUUUAUUGGAAAAAUCGAAAGAUUGCUAUCGUUGAUCAAGAUUUUGUGCGCGGCAGCCAAGAAAUGUAUGAAGGACAAGAAAAUGCACAUUGGGCCAUGGCGUAAACAAAAAUACAUGCAAGCAAAAUGGCUUAAAACCCGCGAACGUGUGGAGGCGGCCAAGUUAACAUACUCAUCCUCUAUGGACGAGUAUUCUAGUCAGCCGCCUCCACGGCCGAGGGCCUCCAUGCUCACGGUCGAUUUGCUGGAAAAUUUCCCUAGUUUACAUCUAAUAACGACAGUUGAAGUAGUGUGAAAUUUUGAAAGAGAAGCAUUAUUAUUAGUAUAUAAGUUAUAUUAAUUGAUGUA